AUGUCGAAUAGUGUCCUGGGAAUUGAUUUUGGAACAUCCUUUUCCUCUGUGGCCAUUCUGUUUAAAGGAGAGAUAAAGGUUGUUCAUGAUGAAAACGGAAGUACCUAUAUUCCGUCAGUUGUUUGUUUCCGUGAGAAGGAGAAGGUGGGAGCGGCCGCCGAGCAUUUCAAAAAGAAAUACCCCAAAAACACCAUUUACGAAAUCAAGCGUAUUGUUGGUUGCCGAUACGAUGAUGCGAUUGUUUCUCGGAUGCAGAAGAUUUGGCCUUUUUCUGUUGUUGAAGGAAUGGAACAUCGCGUGCAAGUGGAGUUUUAUGUGAACGAUAAACGUCGACGUUACUACCCUGAGUAUGUGAUCUCGAAAGUUUUGAAAUAUCUGGUUGGGCUGGCGGAGAAUGUGACUGGAGAGAAGUACUCCAAGGCUGUGAUUACCGUUCCUGCUAACUUUAAUGACACACAGCGAAAGUGUAUUCGGGUAGCUGCUCGUUUUGCCAAUCUCGAGGUGCUACGUAUCAUGGACGAGCCUGUCGCUGCAGCUGUUGCUAUUUCGAUUCAGACGAACAUCGACAAUAGCCGUGUAUUAGUUUAUGAUCUUGGAGGAGGUACUUUCGAUUUCACCAUUCUGGAAGUGACAGUAAAUGACUACCGUGUAAAGGCUACCGACGGAGAUCCCUGCCUGGGCGGAGCGGAUUUCACCAAUGCCUUGAUGGCGCUGUCUCGCCAGAAGAUCAUCCAAGACGAGGGCGUGGACAGCAACGAGAACCCGCGUCUCGAAGUGGAGCUUCGCAGCGUCUGCGAGACGAUCAAGCAGGAGCUCACCUCUCUGGAGCAAGCCCAGAUGGACAUCGACCUGUCGCGCUACGGAGGGUCGAUGUGCUACACGCUGACGAUCAGUCGCUCCGAGUUCGAGAGCGUGAUCGUGGGGCAGAUCAAGCGCUCCGUCGACAUCGUCGAGAACUGCAUGAAGACCUACGACGUGGACAUUUCGUCCGUCUCGGGCAUCGCUCUGGUCGGCGGCUCCUCCUGCAUCCCGCUCAUCCGCAAGGAGCUCAACGAGCGCUUCCCCACGCUCCGCAUCCUCUCCGGCUUCGACUCACGCGAAGUCGUCUGUCGCGGCGCGCUCGUCCAGGCGCUCUCCCUCAUCGACGAGCCCGACCUCGUCUCCCCGACGCCCGCCGUGGUCUCUCCCAAGACCCAGCCCGACAUCGCCUCCUCCACCCCCGUUUCCACCAUCGAAACGCCCUCCCUCGUCCGCCCCUCCGCCUAUCGCGAGAAUCUCAACCGUAACGCGCGUCCGGAGGAGCUGCUCCCCUCCGCCUCCGCCUCCUCGCUCUCCACGCCGCAGUCCGUGUCGCCCUCCGCGGUCCCGUCGCUCAGCUCGCCCCAGCGGAUCUCGCUCUCCUCGUCGCAGCGUCUCUCCGGAUCGUCCACGCUCGAGGUCAAGCCCAUCAGUCUCCAGCCCGUCCCUCUCUCCCUCCCCAAGCGUCCUUCUACGCCCUCUCUCUCCUCGCCCUCUCUCGCACCCGUUCCUGCGCCCAUUCCCGCACCAAUUCCCGCACCGAUUCCCGCACCAAUUCCCGCACCAAUUCCCGCACCAGUUGCUGCACCGACACACGACUUCGGGAAGGUGCAUAUCCAUCCAACGACGCCUCUGGACCUUGGAAUCCGCGUGCAGGGCAAGUACAUGAGCGUGAUUAUUCCGCGGAACACGCCGCUGCCGACCUCGAUGUCGAAGACGUACCAGACGAACGAGGACCAUCCGGACUGCGUGCACUGCUGCAUGUACCAGGGCAACCACGAGCUGGUGGCGAACGAUGUGAAGAUCGGGAUCAUCAAGGCGAAGGACAUUCCGGUGUACCCCAACGUGCGCAGCCUGAUCUCCAUCACGUUUUCGAUCGAUAUCAAUGGAGUUUUUUCUGUGUCUGCGUCGGUUGUGGGCUCCGAAAUGCCGGUGACAAUCGAGAUGCUGGACUCGGUUCUGUUGACAGACAAGAUGAUCGACAAUAUUAUAGAUGAGGACAAGCGAGAGAAGGAGGAGAUUAUAAAGGAAAUGAGGGAGGAUUUGAUCAGCGAAAUCGAGUUGAGGCUUCAGGACUUGGAGAACAGCGAUAACUAUCGGAUGAUCGCGUUGGUGGCUCGCGAGCGAGAUUGGCUGAACGAGAAUAUGUAUACUGGCAGUGUGGAGGAGCUGCAGCAGUGUUUGGAUAGGUUGAAAUAAAGAUUGU
Blastocystis hominis is the source of this 2224-nucleotide messenger RNA. RefSeq lists its product as hypothetical. Bases 1 to 2217 code for a protein of 738 amino acids. Lineage: Eukaryota; Bigyra; Opalinata; Blastocystidae. Gene Ontology annotation, molecular function: misfolded protein binding; ATP binding; heat shock protein binding. Gene Ontology annotation, cellular component: cytoplasm; mitochondrion. The record is from RefSeq and is a predicted model, not a curated record. Gene Ontology annotation, biological process: cellular response to unfolded protein; protein refolding. The transcript has a single exon.